UACGCUCUGCUGCAGCUCUCUGACGCACACAAAAGCGAUGUGGCUUUAGUCGUUCUUAGGACCGAAUCAAAUCUGUACUCCACGCGGAACCACCCGACUCACUUUAAGCCGGUGUUUCGGAUCUUCGGCAAUGUUUUCUUAACUUGAUGCUAGCUUCCGGGGUUAGCUCGAAGUUUGGAGCGUCCUUUUUCUCCCCCCUCCAAACUCCUAGCUAACUUCAAACUAAAUCCUCCGCAGAGCGGAACCGUCUGCGGGAGAUUUUAAACACAUCGCACGGCUGAAGAUGGAGUCGGACGACGUGUUUGUCUGCGCCAGUCCCGUGAGCACCGUUUUGAAUCGCAGGCCCGAUGGGAUCCCCGGGCUUUCCUCGCUCUCUCUGCCGGAGUUGAGCACAAAGACCGCGCACUGCAGAGACCUCUUCUCCCCCGGACUCGCCGCGGUGUUGUCUCCUGUCACCAACCUGGCUCUGGACCUGGACAGCUUGGCUGUACUCGGAAGCCUGUGCGAUACCCCGAAAAGGAGAAAGCAUGCACCCCUUGAAAAGAAUCCCUCAUUUGCUUCUGACGUCUCAUCUGAUGCUGGCCUCGGCAUGGAUCCCCCCAGCCCGAUGGACGCUGUUGAAAUGGAGGACACAUUCGAAAGGGCCAUUCAGAAGUCGAGACGAGUCGUCAACGAGAGGAUGCCCAUUAGAAGAAUCAGCUCAUUGCCACUCCAGAGCUGCAGUCCAUCUCUGAAAGGACAGGAAACGGAUUCCCACCGCUAUGGAAUAUUCGGACAGCCACCGUCCCAAAUGACGGCCUCCACUUCUCAGCGCCACAACAAGGAAAACAUGCCGGAGGAGGGCUUUGAAUUCAAGAAACCGACCAAGCCGGUGUCGCGGUGCCGCGUGCGCUUCUUCCACGGCGGUCAGGCCAAGGACGCGUUUGCCUGCCGGCCCAGCUCGGCGCCGGCCCUCAUGUUCUCGUCGCCUCCGCCGAUCCAACAGCUCGACUUCUACAGCUCCAGCCCCAUGUUUCUGAGGCGCCCCUCCCCUCCGAACGACGACGAGGACGACGGCUUUCUGGACGUCCUGGACGACAACACGGAGAACGACGCUGGGAUGCCGAUGGGAAUGGCGAGCCUGCUCACGGCCCCGCUGGUGACCGACGGCUCGGGAGAAGACUCUCCCGUGAUCCGCUGCCGGCCGCGCAGCCUCUUCCGCUCGCCCUCCAUGCCCGGUCCGCUCCCGACCCGGCCCUGCGCCAAGCGCCCCGACUGCCCCGGGGACGAGAGCACGCCGGUCCGGGUGAAGAGGCGACGCAGCCUGGCGGGAACGCAGGUCACCAGCGUGGAGCUGAACCCCGAAUCCCCGAGAACGAGCUGCUUGCUGCUCCAGAGGUCCAAGUCCUUCUGCGAGACGGACAUCGAGAAGCUGCUGGACGGCGCGGCCGGCUCCAGCGAGCUCAUCGGAGAUUUCACCAAGCCUUUCGCACUUCCCACUGUGGACGGCAAACAUCAAGACCUCAAGUAUAUUAACCCGGACACGAUGGUGGCAGCUCUGUCCGACGAGUUCAAUCAUCUAGUCGAGCAAGUUAUCAUCAUGGACUGUCGCUACCCCUACGAGUUUGAUGGGGGACACAUCAAGGGCGCUCUGAACCUGCACCAGGAGGACCAGGUGGAGGACUUCCUCCUCAGAACGCCCAUCGCGCCGUCCUGCCCGGAGAAACGCGUCGUCAUCAUCUUCCACUGCGAGUUCUCGUCGGAGCGCGGCCCUCGGAUGUGCCGCUUCGUCCGGGAGCGGGACCGCGCCGUCAACGAGUAUCCCACCCUCCACUACCCCGAGCUCUACAUCCUCAAGGGCGGAUACAAAGACUUCUUCCCUCACUUCCAGUCCCAAUGUGAACCCCAGUCCUACCGGCCCAUGCACCACGAGGACUUCAAGGAGGACCUGAGGAAGUUUCGCCUCAAGAGUCGCACCUGGGCCGGGGAGCGCAGCAAGAGGGACAUGUACAGCCGACUGAAGAAGCUUUGAGCGCCUCCUCCCUAACUGCCACUACGACACACUGCCCCUCCCCCGAGCCCGAGGCCUCGCCCCACCAACGAGGAACCCUUUGGGAUUGCGCCAUAAGACGGGUUUUUUGUAAAGUCCCUUAAAGUUUCAUUUAGCAAAGUUAGUUAUUUAUGCAAACUGAACGAGGAGAAGGACCGAGCGCUCGACCCGACGCGGUCGUCGAGGUGCAGCGAACAGAUUUUAAAAACCACUUGGACCUACUGCCUGUUUGACCUUUGGCGCUCGCAGCACGAGUUGCCGGCGGAUGCAAUACCACGAACACACCGCCCGUCUGAAGUCUUUCCGUCUCCUCACUGGAUGUUUUUUUAUUUUGCACGUGUCAUGUCCCACCUUUCAGCUAAGCACUUAAUACCUUGAAAUGGUGAGCUGCUUCUUUUUUUUUGAUACUGCUUUUUAUAUAUAUAUAUUUUAAUGAGUUGUUUUUACCCCCAUUUAGACAUCGAUCUGUUGAAAGCAUGCCUUUUCUUUAGGCGUCCCAAAAUGCAAAUUGGCUAUUUUAAUGACCAUUUGUACAGUUUAAAAUGCCGUUUUUCUUUUGUAACUUUCUUUUUUUUCUUUUUUCUUUCUCACUCCGAAGAUGCCAAAGCAAAAACCUACUACCUGUUAACUUUGCAGUGAGAUUUUUUUUUUUUCUUUCUGAUGCUGCAGGUCGGCCAGUGUGAGGGGCGUUUCUAUCGGUUUGCUUUGAUUCUUUAUUUUCAUUUCCAGACCUAAGGAUGUCGGUUCAUCGCGACCGGGGUGGUUUGAAUAUUUUGGUGCAGGCUUGUGGGGGAGCUGCUAAAAAUAAAGCGCCAACGUGUGUUCAAAUGUGA
Messenger RNA from Pseudoliparis swirei, 2862 nucleotides. RefSeq names its product cell division cycle 25B (gene cdc25b). Gene Ontology annotation, biological process: protein dephosphorylation; G2/M transition of mitotic cell cycle; positive regulation of G2/MI transition of meiotic cell cycle. Gene Ontology annotation, molecular function: protein tyrosine phosphatase activity. Gene Ontology annotation, cellular component: nucleus; cytoplasm. Lineage: Eukaryota; Metazoa; Chordata; Actinopteri; Perciformes; Liparidae. The record is from RefSeq and is a predicted model, not a curated record. The transcript is spliced from 15 exons. Bases 284 to 2011 code for a protein of 575 amino acids.